UGUCAGUAUACCCUUCUCAUCCUCCUCACAAUACAUCGUUCUCUGGUUCACAUCUUCACGCGCCAGCAAGAGUGCAAGACGAUAGACCCAGCGCAGCGCAACAAUACAGAGGAGAGGAUAUCUAAUCUAACGGAUAACAGCUCAAUUUGGCGCACAAUUCUUCCUUCACCUCUCCUUCUUACACUCUCCACUGAACAUGGCGGCGGCCACAGCAGCAGUCGGGACUCAUCUCUCACCGUCUCUCUCCCUCUCUGUUCGCGAUGCUUGUCCUGUCAGCUCGCAAGUGACCCUUUCCGUUUCUCGGCUACCCAAUUCCAGAUUUGGACGAAUUGGCACCACUUUCGCCACUGGGUCACCUCUAUUGGUAUCUAGAACUGGACUUGUGAAGAGGCGGUCUGCAAGAAAAGCAGCAUUAGUUUCUGUAAGAAGCGAGCAAAGCACCCAGGAUAGCGGUUUGGAUGUAUGGCUAGGACGGCUUGCAAUGAUAGGCUUUGCUGUGGCCAUCACGGCUGAAAUUUCGACAGGGAAAGGCCUCCUUGAGAAUUUCGGGCUCUCGAGCCCCGUGCCUACAGCUGCCCUGGCAGUGACAGGAUUGGUUGGUGUUCUCACAGCAGUGUUCAUCUUCCAAUCCUCAUCCAAAAGUUAAGACCCCGAUUUGGCUGGACGAACAUCAGUGUUUAGUAAACUGUAAUUUUUGUAACAGCUGCUCCAGAGAUGCUCCAAGAAAAGUGGAGAAUGUAUGCUGUCUAAAGAUUCUGUACCCCUCUUAAAUCUUUCUGUUGCAUAUCUUACUCAUCUUGGUACUGCUUUAAUUGAUUCCUCUGAAGCAUUUGAUGCUUCUUUCUAUGGCUUCCUUACUAAAGAAUGAACUAUGAAGCCUUGUUAACAGCCUGUUUGGUAACUUUGGUUACCUACUGACAUCUGUAUCUGAUGCAAAGGAUUGUCGGUUAGGAUGCUCUGGGUCUAGACAACAUUUGUUGAUUAAAUGACAUUUGAUUCU
Molecule: messenger RNA, 1000 nt
Organism: Linum trigynum
Lineage: Eukaryota; Viridiplantae; Streptophyta; Magnoliopsida; Malpighiales; Linaceae
Source: the annotation of a GenBank genome assembly